CAAACUGGAGGAACCCGUCGGCGGCAAUGGUCGCCAAAAUUUACGAGCCGGACUAAAAAGACGAACACUUGUUGGAGCUCAAUAUCUUUUAGUCUAAUUUCGAAGUUUGGUUCGUGCUGAGACCCACGUACUUUGAUUCGGAUUUGAUUGGUGUAUGAAUGCGCCACAACAAUGCUGGUUUGUGCCACCUUCACGGUCCUCCUGGUGCUGCUGGGAUUUGCGCAAUCAGCCCAGCCUGUUGCUGUUCCUCCGCCCAGCAAUCUGACGAUAACGUGCCACAACACCACGGUCAUUGCGCACUGGGAUUUCUUCGGGAACGAACCAGACGGCUUCCUGGUCAGCAUGGAAAAGGAGUGGGAAAUCCCGGCGCAGCGCCGCUAUGCGAACCUCAGCGACACAGUGUGGAAGUCGCUAGAUAGCGCUUUGGCUGUGCACGAACUCACCGUGGUGGCCAAGGCAUCCAGCGGGAGGCGGUCGAAAAAUACCUCCGUCGCCUUCACGUACAGCGACGAAAGGAUGGCUACCAUCAAAUGCAAGUUGGACUUUCCUCCCGUGGACGUAAAGGCGAUCGAGGAGGGCGUCGCGGUCAGCUUCCGCAAUCCGCUUCACUACUACACGCGACUGUGGCGCGCCCCCUGGCGCCAGGACAUCUCCUUACACUUCAUCGUCAAGUCUGAUACGGCGCGUAAGGAUACUUCCUGCCGUAACGAGGACAGCACUUGCAAGGUGGACGUCACGUUGACCCCAGGGUCUGCCAAGUGCGUCACAGUGGAGGGAAGCAUGGAGUCUCUGAUGGGUCGUCCCGUGGUCUUCAGUGCGUCGCCACGGAUCUGUGCCGAAGCCACAAGCAAUCUCAACCUGAUGCCGCUGAUUGUCGUGGUCCUCCUCCUCUUGCUGGUUAUUUUGGUAGUGGCCCUCUACAAGGUCAGGUUGUACAUCAAGAAAGCUGAAAAGCCCCAGUUGCCCAAGUGCCUUCAUCCAAAUUACGGUGUCAACAGCCUUAUCAGUCGCAGUUACCGGACAGACAUUCGCCACGUGGCGGACGCUGACAACAGGAGAGUCCCGCUCAUCUCCACAGGAGAUGAAAAAUCCUCUGGCGUUUCAACAGAGAUAGAAAGCCUUCAGUUCUCACUAGAUGAUCAGGAAGAGGAAGUACAAAUUUUGAAAGUUGAAAUACACGGUGAAGAUGAAGAAGUACCAAUUCCGGAGGUGGAAGAGGAAGUACAGGAGGAAGAUGAGAAAGAGGAGGAACCCCCUGUCUCCAAUUAUGACUCUCGGCAUGUGCACAUGACAGUAAAUAUGGGUGAUGAACUGGCUUUGGGUUACGCCGAAGGGUAACAAAGACUUAACUGAGUUAAUCAAGUCAUCAUAAGGACUCAGUGACAGGAGUCCCCUUUGUCUAAUUAUUACUCUCGGCAUGUUCACAUGACAGUAAAUAUGGGUGAUGAAGGGGCUUGGGGUUACUUCAGAGGGGAAAAAAGACUAAACUAAGUUAACCAAGUCAUAAUAUGGACUCAGUGACAGGAGCCCCCUGUGUCCAAUUAUUACUCUCGGCAUGUGCACAUGACAGUAAAUAUGGGUGAUGAAGUGGCUAGGGGUUAUGCUGAAAGUUAACAAAGACCAAAGUUUUUCAGUCAUCGCAAGGGCAGGAGGAGCACCCUGUGUCCAAUAUUGACUAUAUAAUAAUGAAUAAUGGCGUGCGGAAUCACUCUGCUAGCUAGUACAAACAACUCGCUCGCUGCGUACUCUAAAGACAUAAAAAUAUCAGUCAUUUCUGAGUACGCUCGUAGUGGCUCUAAGUAUCCCAACUUCUUUGCAAGAAAUUCGGGAGGACUUCUUUAAAGCCUUACACAUGUCGCGGCGUACAAUUGUGUACCGACGAUUCAACGCCGUGAAAGAAAGUAGUUCUUGCCCAUUGUACAGUAUUUUUUUACUCUGAUUUACUGCAGUGUAAAUGCAUCCAACUGUUUGAAUUGAUGACAAAGCUGCCUUCAGGUGGUUUUGUAAACACUGUAAACUAGCAGUAUGGCCUGGCUUUUGUAUAACAUGAACGCAAUACAACCAAAUGGCAGAUAAAACAUGCUUUCCUCAGAGAUGCAGCUGUAAUGUAGUAAUAGUAAAAUGUUUCAUACUUGCUGCUCUUGUGCCCUAUACACCGCACAAGCCCAAGAGACAGCGCCUCUAUUGAACAGAAAACACCAUAACAUAACAACGGCACACUACCCACAAAUACCCAUGAACCAUUGCGGCCGUAACACACAAUAAAUAACAGUGACUACAGUAUGAAUAUCUAGCCAAAAUGAAUUCUUUAGUAAUAUUCCGAAAAAUUGUACAUUUUUUUUAAUCCAACGUCUUUUUGUGGAGUACUCAAAGCCAGAAUAAUUCAUCAAAGCACAUUUAAAAGUACCUGAAACUGUAAAGUUUAAAAACGAACUGCGACAUUACAAUCGCAAGAGACAUCUCAUACAUAUCAAGAAAGCCCGCCCGUCUCAUCAGACCAUAGGACAUGGUUCCAGAAAUCAGGAGUUUCACCUCCUCCAGCCAUUGUGUAGCACAGCUGACUCAGUGACACUGAGUAACAACCGGUGGGGGAGGGUUGACACAACUCUCAUUUUAUUUUUAUAAUGCAAUAAUGUAAUUGUACCAUGUAUUUAUUACAUGUUCUGAUGCAUUUUUGCGCUUUAUGAAAGAUUUAUGUCUGAAUUAUGCACUAAAGAAUAUGAAAAUGUUACUUACCUUGUAUGACUUUGUGACGGUCUUAGUGGACUAAAACCUGUUUGAUCAAUUGUUUAUUUUUGCACUGUGAAAGAAUAAAUAUGUAUCUGCU
Molecule: messenger RNA, 2827 nt
Organism: Corythoichthys intestinalis (scribbled pipefish)
Lineage: Eukaryota; Metazoa; Chordata; Actinopteri; Syngnathiformes; Syngnathidae
Gene: ifngr1
Product: interferon gamma receptor 1
Exons: 4
Coding region: 172-1338 (388 amino acids)
Biological process (GO): cytokine-mediated signaling pathway
Cellular component (GO): plasma membrane
Molecular function (GO): cytokine receptor activity
Source: RefSeq, a predicted model, not a curated record